GCACCGGGUACCGAAUUGUCGGUGCCGCCAAAGGCAAGGUGCACCUUAAGCAAUCGUGUGGCUCUCUUAAGAAUAAGGAUGUGGAGGAAAUGAGUGUCACCGAAACAACUGACUUAUGUAAGAAGUGCUACUAUGAAUCAGAGGUAGUCGAUGUUUCGGUGGAGUAUUCUGAUUUGGAAACCAUGGUAGCUGAGUUGCCGGACACCCCAAUCCAAGUCCCUGUUGCUCGAGCCUCGGUUGUUAACCAGACUCUUAUACGUGAACCCACGACCGCCGCAAUUCCGUCUGUGCAGUCCCGCUUGGGUUACAGAAUUGUCGGUGCAGCUAAGGGUAAAGUGCACGUUAAGGAUACUUGUGGUUCCCUCAAGAAUAAGGUUGUGGAGGAAAUGGUGGGGACCGGAACAACCGACUGGUGUAAGAAGUGCUACACCGAAGAGGUUGUGGGAGUGUCGGUUGGGUACGCUGACAUUGAAGCCAUGUUAGCCGAGCUGCCGGACGUACCAACCCAAGUUCCAGGUUCACGACACCCUACUACAGCAACUAUUCCCACUACCCCCACCACGUUGCUGCCACUAUCGUC
Sphaeroforma arctica JP610 is the source of this 580-nucleotide messenger RNA. RefSeq lists its product as hypothetical. Lineage: Eukaryota; Ichthyosporea; Ichthyophonida. The annotation marks the transcript as partial. The record is from RefSeq and is a predicted model, not a curated record. The transcript has a single exon.